CUCGCCUUGCGCUUCCCCCCUCCUCUCCUCUCUCCUCUUCUCCAGACCACCUCCUCCUCGGCUCCGAGCUCAACUCGACGCCGAUCAACCCACCGCCAUGGACGUCGAGUACGACGUCAUCGUCCUCGGCACGGGCCUCAAGGAGUGCAUCCUCAGCGGCCUCCUCUCCGUCGACCGCCUCAAGGUGCUACACAUGGACAGGAACGACUACUAUGGUGGAGACUCCACAUCGCUGAAUUUGAAUCAGCUUUGGAAAAGGUUCAAGGGAGAAGAGACGCCACCGGCGCACAUAGGGGCUAGCAGAGACUACAAUGUAGAUAUGAUUCCGAAGUUUAUGAUGGCAAAUGGUGCUUUGGUUCGUGUACUUAUUCACACUGGUGUUACCAAGUACUUAUCGUUCAAAGCUGUCGAUGGGAGCUAUGUCUUCAAUAAGGGAAAGAUCCAUAAGGUUCCCUCUACUGAUAUGGAAGCUCUCAAGUCUCCAUUGAUGGGACUGUUUGAGAAGCGCAGAGCAGGGAAGUUCUUCCUUUAUGUGCAAGAUUACAAGGAAAAUGACCCAAGUACCCACAAGGGAUAUGACCUUACAAAAAUGACCACUAAGGAACUUAUCUCAAAAUAUGGUUUGGAUGAUAAUACUAUAGACUUUAUUGGCCAUGCAGUGGCUCUUCAUAAAGAGGAUAACUACUUGACAGAACCAGCAAUUGACACUGUAAAGCGGAUGAAGCUUUAUGCAGAAUCAGUAGCUCGUUUUCAAGGAGGAUCACCAUAUAUUUAUCCCUUGUAUGGCUUAGGAGAGCUGCCACAGGGUUUUGCAAGGCUUAGUGCUGUCUAUGGAGGGACAUACAUGUUGAAUAAGCCAGGGUGCAAGGUAGAAUUUAAUGAUCAAGGAAAAGUUUGUGGUGUUACAUCAGAAGGGGAGACUGCAAAAUGUAAGAAGGUUGUCUGUGAUCCAUCAUACAUACCUGAUAAGGUUAGAAAAGUUGGAAAAGUCUUUCGGGCAAUUGCUAUCAUGAGCCAUCCAAUCCCAAAUACUGCAGAUUCUCACUCAGUCCAGAUCAUAAUACCACAAAAGCAACUUGGUCGCAAAUCAGACAUGUAUGUUUUCUGUUGUUCCUAUUCUCACAAUGUUGCAUCAAAAGGGAAGUUCAUCGCAUUUGUGUCAGCACAAGCAGAGAGCGAAAACCCUGAGGCAGAAUUGAAACCAGGAAUUGAUCUUCUUGGGCCAGUGGAUGAGUUAUUUAUUGAUACAUAUGACAGAUUUGAACCUGCUAAUGAUCCAUCUUCAGACAAUUGUUUCAUCUCAACAAGUUAUGAUGCCACAACACACUUUGAGUCCACUGUGAUGGAUGUUCUUUCCCUUUAUACAAAGAUCACAGGAAAGACGGUUGAUCUCAGUGUGGAUUUAAGUGCUGCGAGUGCUGCUGAAGACGAUAUCUAAUACUUGUUGAACUGUCCUUUGGUGCACAAAGGAAAUUAUUUGUGCAUUGUUUUGCUCUUUGCGUUAGGUUUAUAUAAGAUUUCUCUCUUUUAUUCCAAACUAUAGCGCCUGAGUUUUUCAUCUCUUUUCUUCCAAACUAUAGUGGUUGAGUUUUAUUGGUAAUUUGAUAAUGAUGUAUAUUCUAAGAUAAUAGCAAAUUAGCAAUAUUGUCAGAGCUGAUACGCCAAUAUGCCAUGUUUAGCCUGCCAGUAAACAACUGUUCCAGUUGUUCAGUUUAUUUAAUUUCAUUCUCAAAUGUUGUGGAUA
Molecule: messenger RNA, 1744 nt
Organism: Oryza brachyantha (malo sina)
Lineage: Eukaryota; Viridiplantae; Streptophyta; Magnoliopsida; Poales; Poaceae
Product: guanosine nucleotide diphosphate dissociation inhibitor 2-like
Exons: 13
Coding region: 98-1438 (446 amino acids)
Biological process (GO): protein transport; small GTPase-mediated signal transduction; vesicle-mediated transport
Cellular component (GO): cytoplasm
Molecular function (GO): Rab GDP-dissociation inhibitor activity
Source: RefSeq, a predicted model, not a curated record